AUUUACUGUGAAUGAAAAGCCCUAUUGUUGUGAAAAGCAUUGGUUCAAAGUAACAGGUAUUAUUAUUAUUAUUAGUUAUAUUAUCGCUUUUUUUAUCAAAAGCCAAAAAUAUGCGAUUAUAAUUAUUUUAACUCCAGUCUGUUAAACAAGCAUAAGCAUACAUAUUUAUGUAAUAAGCCAAAAAAAUUUAUGGAGAUGUUGCUAUGAUGCCAAAAAUUAUUAAAAUGGAAGAUGAUGAUAUGGAUGAUAUUUUUGAUGAAGAAGUUGAAAAAUCAAUGGAAAUAAAAGCACUUCUGCCAAUAAAACAAGAAACACCAUUUUAUCCUGAAGACACUGCAUUAUCUAUUAAUAUUUCUCACACUAAUGAAAACAUCUUAGAUAUAAAAUCAGAAAAGGUAUAUGAAGAAAUCAUUGACAACUUUGAAAUCAAGUUGGAAGAAGUGGAUGAGCUUAAAAUUGAGCCUGCAGAUAAUAAGCAAAUAUGGCGUAAUAAAAACAUAAAAUCACAGAAAAAGAAAUACUAUAUUUGUGUGAUAUGUCAAAAAAAAUUUUCAUCUGCAAGAAGAAGAAAUAAUCAUCUACGUAUACAUUUUGAAUUCCCAUCUACAAGAAGAAGAAAUAAUCAUCUACGUAUACAUUUUGAUAUACCAGUGAAAACGAAAAGUGGAAAAAGCAGAUCUAGCAAUGAAUUUUUUGGAAAACAAAUAUUCGUUUGUGGUUUCUGCGGGCAGUUGCAUAUUAACAAAACACAAAUUUUAAGUCAUUGCCAACAGUAUUAUGUUAAAUCUCGACGAAAUAUUGGAUAUAAUAGAACACAAUCUAAUAGUGCUUUGAACGACAUUGAUGUAUUUAAAAGUAAAGUGAAACUAAAAACUGAAGUAGAUAACAGUGACAGGCAUUUGUUGGGAUGUCGAUUAUCUUCUAGUAAAAUUUCAAACAAAAAUUCAUUUGCAAGUCCAAUACGAUACUAUAGGACGUGUGGAAGAUGCGGCAAAUCAGUUACAAGUAAACCAGAGUUACACCAACAUUAUCAAACCCAUGAGAAAUACAAAUGUAAAAUUUGCGCUAAAGAAUAUCGUGUGAAAAAAAACCUAAUGAUUCAUAUGCUCAAUCAUAAAGAAGAUUACAAGACUUUUGAACUUAAUCAAAAUUCAAAACGGUGUGUAAUCUGUCAUAUUUGUUCAAAGUUUUUUGCUACUGAGCAUGCUCUCCGCUAUCACUUAAUUUCUCACACCGGUGAAAGGAAAUAUGAUUGCAAACAUUGUUUAAAAUCGUACAAAUAUGAACAAGAUUUGAAUAGACAUAUGCAUAGUCACACGGGUGGAGAAAUAAAACUAUUUGAAUGUCACCAUUGUUAUAAAGUCUUCAAACAGAAGGGGCAUUUAAAUCGUCAUAUAGAGGGUCAUGUUUCGCUAGGGUCCAAAAAUUAUAAAUGUAACAUGUGCACCAGGAGUUAUCAAAGGAAGGAGAGUCUGUACGUGCACAUUCGUACGGUACAUAAUGGUGUAAGAUACUUUCGUAGCCACAACAACGAAUAUGUAAGAAAGGAAAGUGAAAAUGAAAAAUGUUAUAUUUGUUACUUGUGUAAUAAAUCAUGUACACGAAAAACAGAUUUAAGAAAACAUAUCGCUAGAUGUACAAGAAAGAAGUUAAUGAUGCAAGAUAAACAAGAUCCUUUUGAAUGCAAGCAGUGUGACAAAAAAUUUCUUUACAAAAACAUGUUAGUUCGUCAUAUAAAAGAUCAUGAAAGUCGACGUUAUAUAUGUAAUUUGUGUAGUAAAUCAUACAAUCGAAUAAAAUGUUUUAAAAACCAUAUCUGCACCGUGAAGCAUGAAUGUAAACACUGUGGCAAAGUAUUUAAAUACCGUUCUAAUUUAUGUCGUCAUGUACAAGGUGCUCAUGAAGGAAAACGUUACAUUUGUGCAUUGUGUAAUAAAUCAUAUAUCCAGAAAGACGAUUUAAUAGCCCAUUUUGAAAGAGUUCACAAAGACCAAAAACUAGAGCAUCUCUAAUAUCCAUUAUUCUUGAAAUAUCAGAAAGCAAAUCGGAAAAAAUUAACUAAAUUACAAUCCCCAGGACAGGACGCGGACGGCACGGCUGUCUUAAGGGGCCCGUUAAAGAUUCCUUUUAUAUGAAAGAUAUUGAAUCCUAUUAUGGGUCGAUUUCUCAUACCUGCCUUAAUCUAUGAUUCAGCUGACCGCAGUUCACCGGUGAACUUCGAUUUUGUUUGGAAUGCAUUAGAUGGCAAAAGGUAAAAAACUAUCGCCAUUUUGUACGACCAUUUUUAUGCUGUUUUUGAAUAAAGUUAAAUUUAAGUAUUUAUAGUCAAAUAGUCAUUUUAAUAAUUAUAAAUAAAUGUUAUAAAAACAAAAAUAUUGUUAUCGUGUAUCGUUAGGCUUAAUAUAAUAAAAUAGGAUAUAUUUAUAUUAUGACAGCGUUUCGUGUUGAUACAACGCAUGCGUAAUCCAUGAAAUCAUCUGAACUGGGUUCUGAAAUCUUUGAACGGCCGAAUUCCAGCGUUCAAGCAUCGUUCAAGUUUUAACUGCCAUCGGUAGAACGUGAAUUGAGAAAGACGAUUCUGAUUUUAAACUGACGUUCACUAAAAGUUCAGGUUAAACUGGAGUUGAACUCGAUAUGAGAAAUUGGCCCUAUAUGUAUCAUUUACGUAAAGUGAUUACGUACGGUAAACUCGAUUUACAGGCUGUAAUCUCCAAUAACACAUGUAUAUAAAAUCGGUAUGAUGUAUCAUCGUUAUCCAACUGGUUGCCUACUUUCGUAUGUAAUAUCUUUUACGUAAACGCACGCCUAAACGUAAUUUUUAAACUUUUCUAAACUAAAAUUACUUGCCGUUUAGUUAGGUUAUGUUUAUUAUUGGUCGCGUUCACCAGAAUAAUCCGAGUGCAAUCCGAUUAAUUUGCGCUGAAACGCUGACAGUUUUUUUACUAGUGAACGACUGACGUUUGACAUUCGAUUGAGAGUGUUCUGUGUUCCAUUUGUUUAUGUUUUUAUUCUUUGUUUAUAUAAUUUAUAACCUAUUUAGACAGUUUUGUUUUUAUUUUAAAUAAAACUGAAACUGUCUAAACUAAAAUGGAUAAUAUUCUUGAAGAACUUUUGUUUGGGGACGAAAUUAGCAAAUGCCGUUAUACAUUUAGCAGAUGUACCUACCUCAAAUUAUUCCAGAAGGAUGAGAUGAAAUUAAAUAUAUAUAAACCAUAAUUCAAUAUCCAAUUUAGAGAACAUUUUCGUAUGUCCAGAACUACUUUCCAGGUAAAAUUGUAUAACAAAUUAAUAACAUCAUGUAUAUUAUAUUGUUAUAUUUCCAGGAACUAUUUAAUUGUAUUGGUCAUAUCCACCAAUUUGAGAACGGAAUAAUUCUAUUGGAAAAAAUUAAUGUUUAUGAUGUGGAUGCUAAGUAAACCAGAUAAUUUGUUGCUGGGGAUACGUUUGGUUUGCCAAAGAGCUCUGGACAUAAGAUUUUCACCCAAAUAAUAUAGAAUUACAAAAAAUUGGAAAUAACUAAUCUUGAAUAUCAAUGUGUAUAUUGAGUUUAAUUUUAUUGUAAAUAUUCUAUAAUAUAAUUUUAUUGUAAAUAUUGUAUUAACACAUUUGUGGACACAUUUUCAUAUGCAGACAGUAAUUUCCCUUUGUAAGUACAUGCAUAUAUAGUCGUAUCUGCGAAUGGGUUAAUUGUAAAUCGUAAUCAAUAAAAAUUUUUUGUGAAUCAAUAAAAAACUGGUUUGUUUGAAAAUAAAUGUAGUACAAAUGUGGUUAUAAUAUUUAUUUUCAUGCUUAGAUAAAAACUAAAUGUAUUGUAACACAACCUUUCAUAUAUCUUCCUCCUCCAUUGUUAAGCAGAAUUUGUUAACAAGAAUUGUCCCUCCAUUCUUUUUUUAAUAAGAGGAAUUUCUUCCUUAGCGUUCCUAGUAUUUGGUUGUGGCUCUAAAAUUGCAUUUGUUUCACUGAGAGCAUCUAAAAGGUCUCUCAAUCCUUAUUUCGAUUGACAUAGCCAUACUCGUAGAAAUAAUUCUAUCUGUAUUGAUGGUAUUAUCAGAGAACAACGAACACAUGGUGGUCUUCAGAGUGCUCCCAACCGACAGUACCUUAUGCUGCUGCGUUUUCUUUUACUGUUUUAACCCUUAUCCGGGCAAGUGGGUCUCAAUAGGCCCGAAACGCCAUGUCUUUUAUAUGGAAGUAAAAUGUCUUACCCGGAUAAGUAUUAAAGUGAGCUUUCUCGUUUCAGAAUUUUUUAUCGAAUAUAGCUUCAAGAUAACGUAACCAUGCAAAAUAAUUAUUUUUUCCCUUUAUAGGAUGCCAGCAACAACUUUGUAAUGUAAGAUUGCUUGGAAAUGUGCUUCUGUAUGAGCAUCAUAAAGGGAUGUCUACUGCAUUCCCAGUUUAUCUCAAGAGUUAGUUGGUUGUGAUCAAAGAAUCUUAUUAAAAAAUAGAUUAUAUCUCCCUCUAGUUCUUUUUUCAUAGUACUUAUAUUAAAUUUGGAGUAUGCCUAAUUCCAUGAAAUGACAACAAAUAAUAUGAUUGUAAAUAGUUUUGAAAAAGCUGUUUAUAAUUAAAUUUUUUUUAAAACGUCUACUUUUAAAAAUUUCGUACCUAGGCCUGGAUCCCGCAUACCAAAAAAAAGUUGAUUAAUAGCAAGCUCAAAUUUGUUAAUAGCUUAAUCUAGUUGGACACACUUUGAUGUAUAGAAACACUGGAACAGGGGAAGCCUUAAUUGUGGAACGUGCCAUCCUGACAAGUUUAUGAUUGUGAAAACUAGCAGGUUGUUUUUAAGUUUAUUCAAUAGCAAACUUUGUAUAUUAUAAUAUAUGAAAAAAUUUUUGUCCGAAAAAUAUGUUGGGCAGUUGGCUGAAAGACUUUGGUCGAUGGCCUUUUAGUACAUUGUAUCAAUAAAGUAUGUCUCUCCAUGUUGGGCAUUUUAAUAAUUCCGACACGUAGAACAUGUCAGAGGAUAGGAAUUAUAUUGGUGAUAAAUAGCAGUCUGAUUUUGCAUGCUAAUGAAAGAGUAGCAAAUCAAUUGGAAGUUCUGUCCGACACAAUACAUGAGACGUUUUUGUAGUCUGACGUUCGAAACCUGUAACCUGUUCAACAAUUAAAACUUCCCGUUCCAGUGUUUGUUUUAAAUUAAAACAUCAAAGUUUGUAGACACCGUUAAGCUAAUAAUAAAUUUUCAGCUUGCUAUUAAUAAACUUUCUUCUGGUAUGCAGGAUCCAGGCCUAUUAACUAUUUAACUCGAGCAGAUUCCAUUUUACCAGCGAAUAUAAAUCUCAUUCAAAAUUCGGCAUAUCUAGAUACUUAACUUAAUGAAAUCUUACCAGAAUAAUAAACGUUUACUACAAGAACAAGAAAAUUUUGAUAAUAAAUUAAAGAUUCGGUCAGCUGUAGAAAGGUUUGAACUAAUAAAAUGCAAAUUUAGAGGAUUAAAAUUUGAUACAGAAAAUAUUCGAUUAACGAACAUUGUGUUUUACACAAUUUUAUAAUAUAGAAGGCAAUAAUGUUCUGGAUAAAUGCAAUACUGAGUAGGUAUGCUAAAUAAAGAAAUUAAUAAUAUAACGGUGGGUGAAGAAGAAUAAAAAAUUGGAAAUAUUGAAAAUAACUAAUAUGGAGUAUUAUUGUAUAGGUACCUUCCUACCUAUAUUAAAUUUAAUUUUAUUGUAGGUAAAUAUUAAUUACAAAUAGUUGGUAUGCAAUCAAUACCAAUUUUUAUAAGAUUUGUGAAUCAAUCAAAAACUGGAUUGUUGGAAAAUAAAUGAGGUAGGUACUUACUAUUACACAUAUUGUGUUAAUAUUUCUAGUAACUAUAUAAAUAAAAAAACACAAAUAUUUCUAACUUAAUUUAGAUAAUAACUAUAUAUAGGAUACAUAUAAAUAAGAACUACAAAUAUUUACAAUAAAUUACAUACAAUAAUUAUUGUAUUUAUAUUCAAUUUUAAUUAAAUUGUCCAUUUUACUUUGAACUUAAUUUUAAAGUUGGCGGGAUUCAGCUAUCACAGCACAAUAACAAAUUUAAGGCUGAAUAAAAUGGCGAGCGCUUCCAAUCAGAUUAAUUCAGCGCACCGUUCACUAGUAAAAGAGCUUCCAAUCCGAUUGCAAUCCGAUUCCAAGCUCUGUGUUUGAUGAACGCAACCAUCGUUAUGAUAUUAAUAAUUAUUUUGUGAAACCAAGUUGUUUGUGUGUCAGACUUGUAUUUUUAGUUUACUUUUUAAGUGAUUUUUUAGUUGUUUAGUACCUCAAUAUAUUAUAUCAUAAAAUGAA
This is a messenger RNA of Diabrotica virgifera virgifera (western corn rootworm), 6267 nucleotides long. Its product is annotated as zinc finger protein 585B-like. Gene Ontology annotation, molecular function: DNA-binding transcription factor activity, RNA polymerase II-specific; RNA polymerase II cis-regulatory region sequence-specific DNA binding. The record is from RefSeq and is a predicted model, not a curated record. NCBI's taxonomy places the organism in Eukaryota, Metazoa, Arthropoda, Insecta, Coleoptera, Chrysomelidae. Gene Ontology annotation, cellular component: nucleus. Gene Ontology annotation, biological process: regulation of transcription by RNA polymerase II. Bases 204 to 2012 code for a protein of 602 amino acids. The transcript is spliced from 4 exons.